GCGCAAAAACACUAACAGCGAUAACAUCAUUAAAAGUAAAAGUAUGGAGUUAUGGAGGGACAAUUUGAGCAGAAUUUGAAGCUAAUCCAGCAGGCAGAUCCAAUCUACGCGACCGGCUAUUCACUCGUCUACGAUCGAGAGGUACCUUGUGAAUUUAGAAAUCACAACGCGAACCCGCUAUUCCGUGGAGUCUUAGAGUGUGUUAAGAUUAGAGUAUUGAUAAAAGGUGAUGAAUGCAAUUUAACCUCCCUGUUGGUUGAGCUCACAACCGACGUGGAUGUUUUCAUGCACUACACAUGCAUUGUCAACGACAAUGGAUUUCUAAGGCUUCGUGAGGAUCAAAAUCUUCUCUGCGAGUAUUCUCAGUUCCUCAAAACGUUACUGGUAUUGUUUAAUCGAUGCAUCGCGGAGCAAGGUCGACUCUUGUGCGCAAUAAUCUUCAUCACGAAGGAUACCGCCUCGCUAGAAUUCAUAGAAAAUUUGGAGUACAAGAUGGUUCGCGUUUUAGUUCUCCCGUUAAAGAUCUCCUCUCCUGAAGUUGUACGCGAACAGGUGCAGUAUCGCUAUACCGCCACCCUUGCGCGCUUGAAUUUAGUAUUGGAGCAAGUAAAUCAAAAGUGACCCAUGCUAAAUUGGUAAUGAGGCUUGACGGAAGGAAUCCUAACGUUGUUCCACUUACGGGGAGUCAUCCCUUUAAGCGAAGAAUAAGUUAUUUUUAUUUGUUCCUAUUCGUGACCAUAUUUAUUUUUAUUAAUACUUUUUAACUAAAAAAGUUUGCGCAUAUUAUAAUUACAUCCCUGCAGAUUGUCAUUGUGGUGUGACUACUUUCGGGUACUGACGAAUCUUUUUCUUUUUUGCUCACUGUUAAAUAAGGGAGCUUCUGGAUAUCAAAACGUUGCUGCUAACAUUUUUGACUGUUGAAUGCGUUUCAUGAAUCGCGUACGUUUUUUUCCUUUUUUUAAAACUCCAUUAGAGUAACUCUUGAAUUUUAGAUACAAAUUACUAACGUUAUGGCUUUGUAUUGAUUUU
This is a messenger RNA of Phytomonas sp. Hart1, 1029 nucleotides long. The record is from the annotation of a GenBank genome assembly. Lineage: Eukaryota; Euglenozoa; Kinetoplastea; Trypanosomatida; Trypanosomatidae.